CCACCACCAUAAAGACAUUCAUGUAAAGAUCCAUUAACUACUUCCUGGAUGAACACAAAUUUGUGUACACUUAGGUUAAAGAAAUUGAAGGGUUUUGAGCAAAUGGGUUCUCUAAUGGCAGGUUGGGAUUCACCUGUUCAUGAUCCCAAAACUGUGAAAAUCCAGAGGAACAAGUCAGCGACCAAAGAGGAGAUUGAGGCUUACUGGAGAUCAAAGAAGAAAGAUGAGGAAGAACAUCUUAGAGCUAUUUCUGACAUGUUAACGAAGAGCAGUGAGGAAAGCAUACUCAAGGAGCCUGAAAGAAAGAUUCAGAGAUCAAGCUCUGUGCCUUUGUCCAACACAAAGGAUGGCCUGCUGGAUAUGGGAAUUGAAACAAGCUUUGAGAAACUUAUAAAGAAAAACGGAUGGUGGACUAGGUGCACCUCUGCAUUUCUGAAUGAGCCUCCGGUGAUUGCAUCAGACAGCGGCCCUGCUCACAAGUACCUAUCGCAGUUCCACGUGGCAGGAAUCGCCACCCCGAAAUCACACACCGGCACUGGAAUUAGUACUACAUGAUUUCUGAUCCGGUACUAAUAUAUGUUUGAUUGUGUAUGUGUAUAUGAGAAUCAGUUUGUAUGAUAGUAAUACUCUGUAGAAAUAUACAGUACUAGUGUUUGUCCAUGGCUACGGCACUACCGGAGUGCGUAGUGCCAUAGGCAUGGACAUUUUUGUAGUAUAUUUGUUUUUUUAAGCCAACUUCAGAAGCCGAACAGUGGGUAAAAAGAACCGAUGGCAUUUUUGUAAUAUAUUUGUAAGAGUGUGGGUGUUUUCUUAAGAGAGUUGGAGAGCACACAUUAGCCCUUGGAUCAAAUGAAUCUCAACCAUUUUUUCAAUUU
Messenger RNA from Rhododendron vialii, 875 nucleotides. RefSeq lists its product as uncharacterized. Lineage: Eukaryota; Viridiplantae; Streptophyta; Magnoliopsida; Ericales; Ericaceae. The transcript is spliced from 4 exons. Bases 49 to 555 code for a protein of 168 amino acids. The record is from RefSeq and is a predicted model, not a curated record.